This is a messenger RNA of Tribolium castaneum (red flour beetle), 2385 nucleotides long. Its product is annotated as CTD small phosphatase-like protein 2. The record is from RefSeq and is a predicted model, not a curated record. The transcript is spliced from 5 exons. Lineage: Eukaryota; Metazoa; Arthropoda; Insecta; Coleoptera; Tenebrionidae. Gene Ontology annotation, molecular function: phosphoprotein phosphatase activity. Bases 164 to 1519 code for a protein of 451 amino acids.
CGCACUCCAUCACUAUCAAUAUAAAUCGCGUGGGACGCCAUUUUGAUAUAGUGCUUUGUGUACGGCAUCAUCAUUUUUCCCAAAAUGAAAACUUUCGAUACGUUGAAAUAACAAAGUGAAAAGUGUGCGCGGGGGUCGCAAGCCAGAUAAAUGGAUUGGGAAAAUGUGGCUCCGCAGUGAAAAACGGAAAAACUUCCGCGCGAUCUGCCUCAACAGAAUUCGGAAAGUGCGUAAAAGUAGGAUCGGACCCAAGCAGAAGAAAACCGAGACGCCCACUCUCUCCGACGAAUGCAAAGAGAACUUUCAGGCCCAGGUGGUGCCCGAGUUCAGCCCCGCGGAGGGCCCCACUGCGGAGACGGAGCUGAAAUGUUUCGAAUACUUUGAGGCCAACAACGCGGUUUCUUAUGAGAAAACACCACCAGACAUUGUCUUAAAUUCCGAUCUUCCGAAAGAAAUUGAGUAUUCCAAUUUCAACAGCGGGCUCGCGAUGGCGUGCGAGGAAACCCUCAACCAUCCCGAUUAUGCUUCAAGCAUGCAGUUUCAUGUCACUGAUAAGAAGGCGUGCGAUAAGUACAAUUUUGAUGUUUUCUCGGAAAAGAUCUGCGAGAGCAUGUACUACGAGUACGGGUCUCUGAGGGACGAUUACCAGGACGUUCAGUUUGAUGUUAACGACUUGAAUAAUGUCAACACACAGGAGUUCACCAAUAUGCUGGACGAGGAGAUGGCACAAGCCAACAUCGGGAACGUCGUCUACGACUACACCACACUCUACCCGGUUUCCAUACCAGAAGGUCACAUGAUUUCAAACAUCACCCCCGAGUCCGAAGACCGCCUCGACAAGCAACCGGAACACGUAGAGGUCGAAGACACAUGGGAAGCUUUCGAUCCUUACUUUUUUAUCAAACACCUUCCUCCUCUAACUUUCGACAUGCGUUCCAAAUGUCCCGCUCUCCCAUUAAAAACGCGAUCCAGUCCAGAGUUCAGCUUGGUUCUGGAUCUGGACGAGACUCUCGUCCAUUGCAGUUUGCAGGAACUCUCCGACGCAAGUUUUCACUUUCCUGUCCUCUUCCAAGACUGUUCCUACACGGUUUAUGUUCGCACGCGUCCCUAUUUCCGCGAAUUUAUGGAAAAGGUUUCUCAAAUGUUCGAAGUGAUCUUGUUCACGGCCUCGAAGCGAGUUUAUGCCGAUAAAUUAUUGAAUCUGCUGGAUCCGGAAAGGAAGUGGAUCAAGUAUCGGCUGUUUCGGGAGCAUUGCGUGUGUGUCAACGGCAACUACAUUAAGGAUCUUUCGAUACUAGGCAGAGAUCUUUCCAAGACUAUCAUUAUUGAUAAUUCACCACAAGCCUUUGGUUACCAUCUUAAUAACGGCAUACCUAUUGAAAGUUGGUUCGUGGACAGGACCGAUUCGGAACUUAUGAAACUGUUACCAUUUUUAGAAGAUCUUGUGCAAAUGAAAGAGGAUGUUCGGCCACACAUUCGCAACAAAUUCAAACUCUUCAGCUACUUACCCCCCGAUUAAUUGGCAGCUGUAGUCGCAUAGACAAUCUCAUACCCACGUAAUACUCUGUUUGUUUUCGUUGAGUCCCAUUGCGUUGAAGUACUGACUGACGUCUGUUGUUUCUUUAAAUUAUGACGCAACUGGAGGUGCCUUUCGGAACGUCUUUUAUACAUUAUUUUAUAAGUAACCGUUUUAUUCAACUGUUGUGUUUUGUCGGUGAUUUAAUUGUGCAAUAUGAAAGAAAUUAUUACAAUUGGAGGUUGGUUUUAAAAUUGAGAGAACCUAGAUUGUAUAUAAUUAUGAAUUGUUGGUCAGUAUUUUAAGAAACAAAAGUAUAUUAACAAAUUAGAGAGUAUAAAGAGUUGAAUUCUUUUAUUGUACCACUUUGUAUAUAGGGAACAAAAACUUAGGAAAAUUCUCUUGCCAUGUAAGGAAAAUAUAUGACCAUAGAAUAGUUGCAAUUUAUGCACAAGAGUAUUUUAUUUGUUGUUUGUUAUAUUUUUUUAAAUGCGUAUUAUACGUAAACAGGGUCCAGUCACCCGCGUUACGUUGUAGAAAAUAUUUUUUUAAGUUGUUAAUUUUUGUUUGACUGGGUCCCAAGUAUUCUAAAUGUUAUAUGUUUUAUAUUUUAUAUAAUGCGUAGCAUGUGCUAACAUACAUCGUGAAAAUGUUCAAGUUCCGCUGUACUUAUUGGAAAAGCCACCCGUUCCGACCAGCCACACUUCAACCAUUUGUUGAUAGUAUAGUUUCAAAGUCUAUAAAAUUAAUGCUUUUUAUAAUCUACUCAUUACGCUACAAAGUGUUAAUCUUUGUUUCCACUGUUAUAUUUAGUUAUUUUUGUAAGAUUAUAUCUUAAUAAAUAAAUAUAUCUCCGUACACAUUAAAAA